AUGCCGUCUCUGCGACCAAAACCCAAGGUUAUUCGGUGCGCUCCAACAUGUGCGUUCACUUGUGUCAAAGUCGAAUUGUACCAUUCUGACUAGGUUAUCGUAGCUCGGCAUAAACCUGACACUGCACAAGGAUACAUCGAAAGUGAUAUGUCAAAAGUGUUUUCGUAACAUAAGUAAGGUUGAAAAAACAAUGCGUGUGUUGCAUGCAUGGAAAGCUGCAACGCAAACACCGGCGUUUGGAACUCCCAGCGAAGAAGUUGUGAAGGCCCAACAGAGCCCAAUAGAGACAUGGAGAGACGCUACCAAGACGAGGUGCUUUAACUGUAAUUCCUUGAAUGAGGUCCCUGAGAAGAAGCGACAACGGGAACCAAGCCCACCAGCUACAGGCAGGGGUGCCAAAAAGAGAUGCGAUGCCUCUACAAAGGCCCCUGAGAAGAACAUUAUGGUUGAGGUAACUAUAACGUUAUACCUCUAUAACCCUAACAUGAUCAUGUAUAGCUACAACUCUCUCUAAUGUAGGCUAUCUCUGAGAAAUGGACUCUGGCUAUACUAACCAGCAGCUUAUACGGCUGUCGAUGACCAUUGGAUUUCCAUCUGAAACCUGUAUGCAUGCUGGUGGUAUGUUUGUAGUGUUUCUGAGGAUCUAUUCAUGAAUGAACUGUUGCACUCUCCAGAACGUGUGUGUAACACCUAGCCCCCACACUGGACAUGCAACACCUAGCCCCCACACUGGACAUGCAACACCAAGCCCCCACACUGGACAUGCAACACCAAGCCCCCACACUGGACAUGCAACACCAAGCCCCCACACUAGACAUGCAACACCAAGCCCCCACACUGGACAUGCAACACCAAGCCCCCACACUGGACAUGCAACACCAAGCCCCCACACUGGACAUGCAACACCAAGCCCCCACACUGGACAUGCAACACCAAGCCCCCACACUGGACAUGCAACACCAAGCCCCCACACUGGACAUGCAACACCAAGCCCCCACACUGGACAUGCAACACCAAGCCCCCACACUGGACAUGCAACACCAAGCCCCCACACUGGACAUGCAACACCAAGCCCCCACACUAGACAUGCAACACCAAGCCCCCACACUAGACAUGCAACACCAAGCCCCCACACUGGACAUGCAACACCAAGCCCCCACACUGGACAUGCAACACCAAGCCCCCACACUAGACAUGCAACACCUAGUCCCCACACUAGACAUGCAACACCAAGCCCCCCACACUGGACAUGCAACACCAAGCCCCCACACUGGACAUGCAACACCAAGCCCCCACACUGGACAUGCAAGACCAAGCCCCCACACUGGACAUGCAACACCAAGCCCCCACACUGGACAUGCAACACCAAGCCCCCACACUAGAUGUGUAUUUUCAUAAUGUAGGUCUAAUGACUGCUCUAUAUUGUCUUGCAGGUUGUCAUUACAUAUGACCCAAAAUUGAGUCAUCCAAAACCAGGAGUCGCUUCCUCUGACAACAAGGGAAGAAUGUGGAAGCAGAAGAGGAAGGUAAUUGCUUCAGAAUUUUCGGGCAUGAUUGAAAACUUGGCAAUGGGCAACGUGGUGACCUUCGCAAAGUUAUCCUUGACAAAUGACAAUAUAUCCAAAGAAAUCAGAAAGCAGAUUGUAAAGAAAAUGCAAGCGGAGGUCAAGGCAUAUGCAAGCCUCCCUAAUGUUUUUGAACCUUGCAUCUUGAGUAGUACCUCGUUGGAGAAUCUGAAGGCUUUUUCAUAUGAGUUGUCCAGGAAGACACCGUGGCUUUAUACCACCAUCAAUACUGCAACGGGUGGUUCCACCGUCCAUAACUGUGUGGCUGCCUCUGUGGCCCUGAGAGGUAGAAACCCCAGGCUUUCUGCACUGGCCUAUGUCAUCAACUCAACACUGACCCAAGGGGGGGGUUAA
Molecule: messenger RNA, 1919 nt
Organism: Coregonus sp. 'balchen'
Lineage: Eukaryota; Metazoa; Chordata; Actinopteri; Salmoniformes; Salmonidae
Source: the annotation of a GenBank genome assembly